CGGAGGGCCCCCGCUGCGGGGAGGUGGCCGAGGAGCGUCCGCUGCUGCCGCGGCUGGCUCGGGGUCCCUCCCCUCAGGCAGCCCGAGCCCCGGCCCAGGGGAGCGGCUCAGCGCGGCAGGGAUGAGCCCGGCUGCCUCGCACCCCCCGUAACGGCGCCGCCAUGAAGCGGAAGAACUGGGCCGGGGCCCGGCGACACUCGGCCCCGGCGCCGCCGGCCGUGAAGAAAACUCGGAGCGCGGCGGCUGCAGCCGCGGGGGUGGAAGAGGAGCCGCCCCCGUCCGGGCCGGAGAGCUGCAUGGAAAUCACCGGUCGCCUUUAUUUUGCAAUUCUCUGCCAAAAACCAAAGAGUGGUGUUGCAAAUACACACUAUUUCUGCAUAGAUGAUGAACUUGUAUAUGAGAACUUCUACGCAGAUUUUGGACCUCUCAAUCUGGCAAUGGCUUACAGAUAUUGUUGCAAGCUAAAUAAGAAAUUAAAGUCAUUUACAUUGAUAAGGAAGAAAAUAAUUCAUUAUACUGGCUUUGAUCAGAAAAAACAAGCAAAUGCUGCAUUCCUCAUAGGCUCUUACGCAGUGUGCCUCCUGUGCCAGCCAGGCCUAACUCAAGCAGCCAGAGCUCUUCAAUGUAACACGAUCUCAAAGAUAAAAAGCAAAGUUUUUGUUUUUAAACUAACUCCUUUAAGAUCCCAAAUCUAUAACAAAAUGCUUGGCACUAAUUAUGUACUUGGAGGGCAACCCUCCAUGGGUACCGCCCCAAGAACUGCUGUAAUUCAGGUCACCUUCUCCAGGACUCAUCUCUGUACUUUGUCUAUUUUCUCAUCUUCUUUCUUCAGGAUAAUAUACUUAAAAGAAUCACCCGAAGAUGUGUACAGGCUCUUAUUGGCAGGAAACGCAUCUUAUCUUCCUUUCAGGGAUGCUUCAUUUGGUACUUGCAGUUUUCAUCUAACAUUGCUUGACUGCUUUCAUGCAAUAAAUAAGGCUUUGCGAUAUGGCUUCCUGGAUUUCAGUGCUUUUGAUGUAAAUGAAUAUGAGCAUUAUGAGAAAGCAGAAAAUGGAGAUUUUAACUGGAUAAUACCAAACAAAUUCAUUGCCUUCAGUGGACCUCAUUCAAGAAGUAAAACUGAAAAUGGUUAUCCGCACCAUGCUCCUGAGGCCUAUUUCCCAUAUUUCAGAAGGCACAAGGUUACUACCAUAAUACGUCUUAACAGAAAAAUGUAUGAUGCCAAACGAUUUGCAGAUGCUGGUUUUGAGCAUUAUGACCUCUUCUUUGCUGAUGGAAGCAUACCUAGUGAUACUAUAGUCAAAACAUUCCUAAAUAUUUGUGAAAAUGCUGAAGGUGUUAUAGCAGUUCAUUGCAAAGCUGGUCUUGGCCGAACUGGCACACUUAUAGCCUGUUAUAUUAUGAAGCAUUAUAGGAUGACAGCUGCUGAAACCAUUGCUUGGAUUAGAAUAAAUAGACCCGGCUCAGUAAUUGGACCACAGCAGCACUUCCUUGUAGAGAAACAGACAGAACUUUGGACAGAAGGAGAUAUUUUCCGUGCAAAGUUAAAGGGAAAUCGCAAAAUUGCUGUUACAAAAAUCCUCACAGGAGUAGAUGAUAUUUCAAUUAAUGAUGCAAAAAACCGGAGAGCCAACAGAAAAGACACUGAACUGUACAGUGAUGAAGAUGAUGCAAACUGUGUAACACAAGGUGAUAAGCUUCGUGCCCUGAAGAGUAAAAGGCAGGCAAAGGCUGCAACCACAGUUCCCCUAACAGUAAUUCUACAGUCCAGUGUUCAGAAAAGUAAAACGUCUGAACCUAGCAUUUCUGGCAGUGCAGACAUUAAUAAAAGAACUACCAGGUCUGCUGCAAGAAAAAGCAGUUUAAAAAGUCUGAUACCUCAGAAGGAGAAAAGGAAAAGGAAUGCUUUACAGCAAAUGCGUUUAAUGAAAUUAUGUGGUCACUCCAUACCAAGGACCAGGACAGUGCUGCGUUAAGUAAAAAGAAGUGACUGAAGAGGAUGCUCUGGAGGGGGGCGGAAUGGAAUAUUGCUAUGGAACUUAAAAAGUCUUUCCUUUCAAAGAAAUUAGCUGCAAAAUGCAGCUAAGAUUUAGCAGAAAAACUCCUCCUAAUUUGUAGAAGAAAAUGACCAGUUUAAGAUGCUUGACAAACAGUUCAGCUUUCUAAUUCUAAACGUUUUCUCAAAUGUUAAAAAAAAAAACCCUUGUAAAUUUAGACUCAGGUGUAAAUAUCUAAACUCUCUAUUAUAAAGAGGGUUUACUAGUGGGUAUGAUGCAUGUGUGUAAUUGUGAUGGCAAUCAGUUAGCUGCUGGCCACCAUAAGAAGUGAAGAUGUGGUGGGAGCUUUUAAAUAUUUAAUUCACUGUUGUCCGUCCAAGCUGAUCUCAGUGUCCAAUACAGAGCAAAUCUUGGGAAGGCAAGAUUUUAUUCUCA
This is a messenger RNA of Mauremys reevesii (Reeves's turtle), 2432 nucleotides long. RefSeq names its product cell division cycle 14B (gene CDC14B). The coding region runs from base 162 to 1976 and encodes 604 amino acids. Gene Ontology annotation, biological process: microtubule cytoskeleton organization; regulation of exit from mitosis; positive regulation of cytokinesis. The transcript is spliced from 17 exons. The record is from RefSeq and is a predicted model, not a curated record. Gene Ontology annotation, cellular component: spindle pole; centrosome; mitotic spindle. NCBI's taxonomy places the organism in Eukaryota, Metazoa, Chordata, Testudines, Geoemydidae. Gene Ontology annotation, molecular function: protein tyrosine/serine/threonine phosphatase activity; protein serine/threonine phosphatase activity.